Gambusia affinis (western mosquitofish) is the source of this 3584-nucleotide messenger RNA. It is a transcript of the gene trim110, whose product is annotated as tripartite motif containing 110. The transcript has 8 exons. Lineage: Eukaryota; Metazoa; Chordata; Actinopteri; Cyprinodontiformes; Poeciliidae. Bases 1210 to 2787 code for a protein of 525 amino acids. The record is from RefSeq and is a predicted model, not a curated record. Gene Ontology annotation, molecular function: zinc ion binding; protein binding.
CCUUUUGAUGCAAUUACAACUGCUUUCUUGCAGAUUUCUUGAUUCUCAAAAGGAAACAGUGUGUUUGACUUAACGUAUGUCUUUAAGUCAAACACACUUAAGUGUCAUAAGGUCUUGGAAUAAUCUAGGUUUUUGUGCUAAUUGUUUAAAGGUACUUCAUAGUGUGUUGGAUUUUAAAGUAAGCAAUGAAAAAUCAAAAAAAAAAUAAUUGACAUUUCGCAAAUAACAUGAAUAUAAAAGAACUGAAAAAGUUCAAUCGGAUUUCAUGUCAUACUGAGAGAAACAAAAAGUUAUGCACCUUUUUAUAGAGUAUGAAAAAUUGACUGGGAGGAGACUGACCAAUAGGAUUUAGGUCAGACUGGCUUUGCACGUCUGAAAGAUUAAAUUCUUCCUCCUUUUCCUUUGCAAAAACAAUUCAAGCUCAGUCAGGUUGGACACAGAUCAGCUGCAAACAGCAAUUUUCAAGCUUUCCCACAGAUUCUCAUUUGGUUUUAGGCCUAAACUUCAACUGAAUCAUCCUAAAAGAUGAACUUACUUCAAUCUAAACCAGUCCGUUGCAUCUCUGGUUGCAUGUUUAGGGUUGUUGCUCCACUAGGAAGUGAAACUCCUUCCAGUCUCAAGUCUGCAGUCUUAAAAUAGCAGGACUGACUUUUAUUUAGCUCCACUACUUCAUGUUGCUCCAUCACAUUAAAAUACAUGAAGGUUUGGAGCUGUGACGUUAAAAAAAAAAAAAAUAAAUAAAAAGUCUUAAAAUGUUAUGAGUGCUUUUGCAACGCCUAAUCAGAAUUAUGACCAGAAUUAAUUGAAAUGAGAGAGAAAAACUCCUCCACACACAGCAUAUCUGUUUGCCUUUAAUCUUACCUAAUGACGACCCUUCACCUCCUCCCAUCUCAGGGUCAGGUGACCUCUCCGUCUGCCUUGAAUCCGUUGGGAUUAGUCAACAUACCAGCUGCCUUCCUCUGAUGGCAUUAGUCCAGUAACACCAGCAAGUAAGGAACGUGUUUUAUGGUUUGUUUUUCUUAUUGACAAUUAAGAAGCUCAGAUGGGGAUACAGGCGUUAAAACAAAAGACGAUCUAUAGGGAACGAGUAGAAGAAUUCAGGACGAGGUGUCGAGGAUGAUCUCCUGAUCUUUCCACCGCAGCAGCUUAAUGAGUUAAUGUUCAUUUGAGCUCGUCGCUCUCAUUAGGCAUCAUCACCUCCUGAGCGCCAUGGACGAAGAGUUCACCUGCUCCGUUUGCCGAGACAGCUUCAGCCAGGCCCACCCUCUACCAUGUGGCCACAGCUUCUGCCCCGCCUGCAUCCGUGAGGCCUGGAGCGCUCAGGGGGAAGGAAAAGGUCGCUUCACCUGCCCCCAGUGUCAGGAGGAGCACGGCGAAGUCCUGUGCGACUGCUGCCCUCUCCAGGCGGAGGACAGUCGGCCCCCGAUGGCCGUAAAGACCUGCUUGAGGUGUGAGGUGUCGCUCUGUUCCGACCACCUUCGGCCCCAUCUGGAGAGGCCGGCGUUCAGCUCCCACCUGCUGGUGGAGCCACUGGGGGACCUGUCCCAGCGAAGGUGUCCGGCACACGCGGAGGUAUUCCGCUACUACUGUGUGGACGAGAGGGUGUACGUCUGCGGGGACUGCCUGCUGGAGGGGGCGCACACGCUGCACAAGGUGAAGCCGCUGAGACAGGUGGAGGACGACCUGAAGGUCAUCUUACAGACUCUCCUCAUCAAAGCAGAAAAGAAGCUAAAAGAUGGGGAGAAAGCUCUCAAAGACCACGAAAACAUCGACUCUGCGAUGGCGGACUCCCUGAAGCGGGACGACGGCCAGGUGGAGCGGCUGGACACGGACCUGCAGGCCCAGGUGAAGAAGCUGGUGGUGGCUCUGAAGGAGAUCACCAGGAGGGAAAGGCAGCAGAUCGUAGAGCGUGUGCACCAAGACUGCGCCAAAGUGAGAGACGACAUGAGCCAGACGGCGCACAUUCAGCGCUACCUGAACCUGCUGCUGGCAGAGACGGACCCUUUCCUGCUCAUCUGGGCGUUUCAAUCAGACGACACAAAAUUGCUAGCAGACCUAAACUGCCCACUUUUCCUCCCGGAGCCCAUCAGUGUGGACAGGAAGCACAUCCUGGAAGACGUAGAGGGCAAAUAUCGGGAGUUCAUCACGUCCACCCUCCGCUGCCUCAGCGAGCUCAAGAGGGAGCUCUGUGAGUGGCUCGUUAGUUUCACCCAUCGGCUUCAAAGACCAGCAACAUUACUUAUCUUAACCAGCCCUCUGUCCCUGGACACAAACUCUGCCCAUCCUCUGCUGAGCAUUUCUGACGACCUGCGUUCAGUCGCCCGUGUAAAGAGCCGGCUGCCCUGCGCCGCUCACCCCGAGCGGUUUGACCACUGGCCACAGGUCCUCACCGUCCAGACCUUCUCCUCCGGGACUCACUACUGGGAGCUGGAGGCUGAGGGAUUCUGGGAUGUCGCCGUCUGCUAUCGGAGCAUUGGACGGAAGGGGAAGGAAGGGAAUGCCUUUGGAAACAACAAGGUGUCCUGGAGCCUGACGCAGCAGCACGACAAAAAGCUGUCUGCCUGGCACAACCGCAGGAAGACACGGCUCACGUACCAAAUGGUCGGCAAUCGAGUCGCAGUUGCCGUGGACUACAGCUCCGGGACCGUCACCUUCUCCGAAGUGGGACCCUCCAACACCCUGAUCCACCUCCACACUUUCUCCACCAGCUUCACGCAGCCUGUGUGUUUGGGCUUCGGACUUUAUAAAGCCGAGCUCAAGAGCCGCAUCUCUGUCGUCAAAGUGUGAGCAGGAGGUCGACUCGGCCGGGACUUUUGCCGUGAGCCACGCCUUCGUCCUGACUGGCUGUAACGGCGUUCUCCUCCUAAAAGUGCGUUGAUGGCGCGUCAACAUGGUCGCCUGCUUCAGAAAUGCUUUCUAACAAUGUGAAAUGUGAGCACAGAAACCUGACGCUCAUUAAAAUAAAGAGAGAGGUCUGUUUUGAAGCACAUUUAAAGUAUUCUUAUCCAUUUUUUUAUUAUUUAGGUCUUAUUAGUAGGAUACUCUCUCAUUUCAUUGAAAAUUAAUGUAAAAUGAAACCUUGGAUUUGAGAACACCUAUUCAAAGAGAGAAAGAUCUCAUUGGAGAAUUUUUUUUGUUGACAAAAUCACACAAUUAUUGAGUCAGCACAUCCUAUAAAAUAUAGCUUUAAAAAAAAUUCAAGCACGGUAGAGGACCUAUGAUGCCAUGGGCCAGUUUCUCCUCCAAAAGCCCUGAAAACAUUGUGAGAGCGCCUGGCGACAUAAAGUCUUUUGGUGAAACUCAAAUUAAGAAAAAUAAAUUAUUUUUGACUUUUAACGCAACACAUUUUCCCACAUCCUUAGCAGGGGUGCAAGUCCCUGUGAAGGCUGCUGCAUGUGUGAAUUUCAACCAAAAGGAUUAAAGAGGUCUCACUUCCAAGUCUUAAAAAGAUCAAUAUUUUCCCUUAUUUAUUUGACAAACUCACAUUUGGUAAGUAGCCUUCUGAGAUUACAGCUUUGAAACCGCGCACUGUUUGGCACCAUAGCUACCAGCCAAGCAAAUAAUUAUUAAUUUUGCCGGAAAGA